AUGAGUAUCUUAUCUGCAUUAACAUCAAUUUCAAACCCAAUGAAAUCAAGCAAUUCAAAUGUUGCAAAUGGUGGUAGUAAAUUAUCAAUGGGUGCCAAUUCAGUAGCAUGUGGUUCAUGUGGUGGUGGUAAUUCAUCAUCUGGUAUAAUUAAUAAUUCUGAUGGUUCUCAAACAACCUAUUACACCUACACUUCACCAACUUAUCAAUAUGGUUACACAUAUAGUUACGGUUCAUCCUUUUCAUCAUCAUCAUGUGGCUGUAAUUAA
Dictyostelium discoideum AX4 is the source of this 267-nucleotide messenger RNA. RefSeq names its product hssA/2C/7E family protein. The coding region runs from base 1 to 267 and encodes 88 amino acids. The transcript has 2 exons. NCBI's taxonomy places the organism in Eukaryota, Evosea, Eumycetozoa, Dictyosteliales, Dictyosteliaceae. The record is from RefSeq and is a predicted model, not a curated record.